Messenger RNA from Myripristis murdjan (pinecone soldierfish), 3228 nucleotides. RefSeq names its product fyn-related Src family tyrosine kinase (gene frk). Gene Ontology annotation, molecular function: protein binding; ATP binding; protein tyrosine kinase activity. Lineage: Eukaryota; Metazoa; Chordata; Actinopteri; Holocentriformes; Holocentridae. The coding region runs from base 296 to 1849 and encodes 517 amino acids. The transcript has 8 exons. The record is from RefSeq and is a predicted model, not a curated record. Gene Ontology annotation, biological process: protein phosphorylation.
UAAACCCCCGGGCUCGUCCUCCUCCAGGAAACUGUGGCAAGCGGAAAGCGGCUGUAAAUCUGCCGAGACGGCUCUUUAUUUGCUGGGCGUGCUUCUUUACUUUGCUCCGUAGCCUUUUAUUUCACUCAGGUCAAAGACCACUGCGGCUGGCCGGGAUAUAAUCUGCUGGAUAAUUAAUACAUAAGUUCAUUCCAUGGGCCGUGGAUCAUGACUGAGAGCGAGGGAGCUCCCAACUUACUGUUUUUUCCUUUUUUCCCUGACAGAAAAUGAUUUAAUGUGACUGAAAAUCCCAACCAUGGAGAUUAGAGAAAGGUGCGCUCUGUGCUGCCAGAGUUUUACGGCAUGUUUCAAAAAGCCGUCUCGGUCUGAAGUCGACAACGCGCCCAAGGAGAAAGACACCUUUCAUGUGUUUAAGAAUCCCGGUGCCAUUGAGAUCAAAAAGGUGUCCACACCGCAGAUCCCACCGGACAGGGUGAACUAUGUUUACACCGCCCUGUACGACUACUCGGCCCGCACCGAGGAGGACCUGAGCUUCAACGCCGGGGACACUCUGGAGGCUCUGGAUAAAAGCGCUGGGGAUUGGUGGUAUGCUAAGGCACUGAGUGGGAUUUCAGCCUCCAAGGAGGGUUACAUCCCGGCCAACUAUGUGGCACCUGUGAAGAGCAUAGCUGCAGAGCCAUGGUAUUUUCCCGACACCAAGAGGCUCGAUGCGGAGAAACUGUUGUCAGCUGGAGGGAACCAGCAUGGCGCCUUCCUCAUCAGGGACAGUGAGAGUCAGAGAGGGGAGCUCGCCCUCUCAGUGCUGGAUGGGCCGAGGGUGAAGCAUUACAAACUGAAAAAACUUGACAAUGGCCAAUAUUUUGUGUCAAGGACCAAAACCUUUGAAACGUUAAAGGCCUUAGUGGAGCAUUAUUCCAAACAAGAGGAUGGCCUCUGCGUGCGUCUGGGUGAACCAUGCAAGAAGAUGGAGGCCCCGCAGACUCACGGUCUGUCCUACAACACGGUGGACCAGUGGGAGAUCGAGCGCAGCUCCAUCCGGCUGCUGAGGAAGCUGGGAGCCGGUCAGUUCGGAGAAGUCUACGAGGGCCUGUGGAACGAAACCACUGCAGUGGCAGUGAAGACUCUCAAACCUGGUACCAUGGAUCCUCAGGACUUCCUCAGGGAGGCCCAGAUCAUGAAGAGACUGCGGCACCCCAAGCUGAUCCAGCUGUACGCCGUCUGCACCGUGGAGGAGCCCAUCUACAUCAUCACGGAGCUGAUGAAGCACGGCAGCCUGCUGGAUCACCUCCAGAAAGACAAAGGUGUCAGGCUGUGUCUCGCUGACCAGAUUGAAAUGGCCGCCCAGGUGGCAGCAGGCAUGGCUUUCCUGGAGCAGCAGAACUACAUCCACAGAGACCUGGCAGCCAGGAACGUCCUGGUGGGGGAGAACAACAUCUGCAAGGUGGCCGACUUCGGCCUCGCCAGAGUCUUCAUGAUGGAGAGUGAAAGUGUGUACGAAGCCAAAGAAGGCUCCAAGUUCCCCGUGAAGUGGACAGCUCCCGAGGCCAUCCACGACAACAAGUUCACCAUCAAAUCUGACGUCUGGUCCUUCGGCAUUUUGCUGUACGAGAUCAUGACCUUUGGCCAGAUGCCUUACCCAACCAUGUCGAAUUACCAGGUGGUGCAGAGGGUUCCCGCCGGCUACAGGAUGCAGUGCCCGCCCCACUGCCCCAAAGUCAUGUACGAGAUCAUGGUGGAGUGCUGGAAGGAGAAUGAGCAGGAAAGGCCCACGUUUGAGACCCUCCAGUGGAAGCUAGAGGACUUCUUUGACCUGGACGUGACCUCCUACGACGACGCCAGCCGUUAUUAGCGCAGCACGGUGCCCGUCGCUUGGCUUUUAGGGAAAACAAACACUCUUUAUGCUACCGUUAACGCUUUCUAAACGUAAUUGAAAUCAGUUGCCAAAGAUGAGUAAAAAGCUGAAUGAAGGACGUUUCUGUUUGAUGCAGGACAGUGUAGCAGAUUUUAACUUAAUUUGAAGUUUUACUCAAAUUGUGGUCACGUGAAGGAUCUCUUUAGAAUUACAUCUUCUAGGUGACGGGGGAAAACAAUCACAGCACAUAUAUCUGUUGGCUGUGGAGUCAUAGAGGGGCAAGCGUGACACGCAGUGGCUUUUAUAUGGUAGCAACAGUUGUUGUGACACUCCCCGUUGUGCCUUGUUUGCAAAUCGCACGCACUUUGAAAAGGGGGUGAUGUGCACAGUGACAGCUCCCGUCUCCAGCCGAACUCAUUAAGUGCACUUGACUUGGCAGGAGGCCCGCGGAGGACAGCUCGCUCUCAGAUGAGGCAGAAAGCCGCUGCCCAUCCAUCCUGCUGAACCGGUUCCGCGUGCACUCGGCAUAGCAGACAUUCUUUCCACUGGUUAGCUGCUGAGCUUUUAUCGGAAGUUACCUGCGAGGAUGAGCUUGAGUCAUGUUCACUUACAAGCUCAAUCUGUUUGGCUUAUCCACGUCUGAGAAACUCUGAUUGUGUGUGUGUGUGUGUGUGGGUGUGAGUGAGAGUGAGAGAGAGAGAGAGAGAGAGAGAGAGGAAGAAGAAAGUAAGUGGUAGGCGCUGCCCUCUCAGCACAUUCCUGAUUACCCUUUCCAACAAAAUUGGAGCCUAGAUGUUUCUACACUGUAACCCAACGCUGAAUCUACUGUUCAUUCUCUGUUUGCUGUCACAGUGGAGUGUAGUCGUUGUGCAAUAGGAAGUGGACUUACUCAGCCAAAAAAAAAAAAAAAAUGAGCCUUAACAAGCCGCAGUAGCCUUAUCGCGGAUCGAGUGAUGGAUGAAUGCGUUUUGUUCGAUCCCCUGCUCUCAGCGACUGAAUAAUAUUUUGACACUGUAUUUGAAUUUACUCCGACUCCCUCUGUUUUUAUCGGGUGUCUUACAGCAGCCGCGCUGGUCUGGUUGAAUUCCUGUUGAACAUGAGUCAAUAUGACAUGAAAGACGCAGCACGGCUCAUCUAAGACGCCUGAUGUAAAUGCAUCAACAGCACUCAGGUUGAACUUGAUGCUUUAUCAUGUUCUGAUUAUUUUGUGUCACAUUUUUUUUGUGUCAUAAACAAAACUUAUUAAUUGUACAUUGUAACCUUUUUUUUUUUUUUUAGUAUUUGGGAUCUGGAAGUGUUAUAUAAUCAUAUUUUAACAAAAAUGUAAUGUUAUCCUUUAUGCACAUAAAUGAUUAAAUGUAUUCUAUUUAGUAUGA